CUUAUACACAGCAUUCACAACUAAGAAAUAUCCAGAACAUUUCAGAAAUGAGUGAUACGGAGGCAUUACUGUCAAGUGACUAUUCCAGAAUGUUCGAUAACUCAAAUGUCCCAUUGACAUCUGAGGUAAGGAUCAUUCUGGUGGGGAAGACUGGAACAGGGAAGAGUGCGACAGGAAACACCAUCCUGGGACAGACAGUGUUUCAUUCAGAAAUUUCCCCUAAAGAGGUCACAACCAAGUCCAGUAAAGAAUCUGCGCUGCGAGGAGGAAGAAUAAUCUCUGUAAUUGACAUGCCAGGGUUUUGUGGAGCAAUGACUGCGGUAGACAUGAAGACUCAGAUACAGCAUUGUGUUGACCUGUCAGUUCCUGGUCCUCAUGUGUUCCUGCUGGUGAUCAAUCUGGGUGUGAGAUAUACACGGGAGGAGGUGAACACGGUCAAACUGAUUCAGCAGAACUUUGGAGAAGAUGCUGUGCACUACACCAUCAUUCUGUUCACUCACGGCGAUCAGCUGAAAGGUAAACCUUUGCAAAAGUUUGUUGGAGAAUGUCAGCAUCUAAGGACUCUUACUGACAGCUGUGGUGGCAGAUAUCACGCAUUCAACAACGAAGACACGAAGAACCGCACUCAGGUCACUGAACUGAUGGAUAAGAUUGACAGAAUAAUUGAGGAAAACGGGGGAAACCACUACACUAAUGAAAUGUUUGAAAAAGCUCAGAAAAUAAUUAAAAUAAAAGAGAUGAAAAAAAAGGCAGUGGAUGUUGCAUUAGGAGUUGGAUCAGUUGUAGGAACAGGAGCAGCAAUAGCAGGAGGUGUAGUCUUGGGAGUAACAGAGGUCGUGAUCUUACCUGCAGUUUUGAUCGCAGCUGGUGUUGCAACUGGAUUGGGAAUGGGUGCGAAUCUUGCUGUGAAGAAGUACAAGGAACACAGAGAGAAGAAAAAAAACAAUUAGCCCAAAAAUAGCAACCUCUUUUCAACUUGUAAUUAUACCCAGAUCUACAUUACUUUCAGCUAUUGUUAGUCUGUUGUUUUUGCUUCUUAAACUGGGACAUUGUAUGUGCUUUUUGUUUUUA
This is a messenger RNA of Rhinichthys klamathensis goyatoka, 1071 nucleotides long. RefSeq names its product GTPase IMAP family member 2-like. Lineage: Eukaryota; Metazoa; Chordata; Actinopteri; Cypriniformes; Leuciscidae. The record is from RefSeq and is a predicted model, not a curated record. Gene Ontology annotation, molecular function: GTP binding. The transcript has 3 exons. Bases 48 to 950 code for a protein of 300 amino acids.